Monodelphis domestica (gray short-tailed opossum) is the source of this 1493-nucleotide messenger RNA. It is a transcript of the gene LIMD2, whose product is annotated as LIM domain containing 2. The record is from RefSeq and is a predicted model, not a curated record. Lineage: Eukaryota; Metazoa; Chordata; Mammalia; Didelphimorphia; Didelphidae.
UUGGGCUGCGCAACCCGGGAGGGCUGGGAGUCCGGGUAUCAGCUCCGCGCCCGGCCCGCAGGCCCCGGGGUCCGAGAACGCAGCUGGUGCCCACGGGGACCGCUGGGGGGUCCAGGAAAAAAAGACCGAGAAAGGACCCCGGAAGUCUGAAGGGGGACCGGGAGAGGGACAAGUAUCCGAGGGGGCUGUUUCCGAGACAAACCCUGCCAAGGAGCCCUCCAAUGUGAACACGCUCCUCGGGAGUUCGUUGGGGGUAGGACCCCCACUUCCCUUGCACCUCAGGUUUCCCGCCCACCGCCCCCGCGCGGUCCUGAGUUGAACUGUGGGUGGAGGAGGAGAUUCCGAACUGGUGCCGAAGCGCCCAGAUGCUGGCGAAGAUGGGGAGAAGAGCUGAGGCCAGAACUGAAGAGUGCUGAGGGCCGCACUCCCUCUCCCCCGGCCCCCAUCCCCGCCUUCACCAUGUUCCAGGAUGCCGGAGCAGCCCAGGCCACCACCUCUCAUGAAGCCAAGAGCAGCCCUAGCGGCAGCACAGUGCAGCGGUCCAAGUCCUUCAGUCUUCGGGCACAGGUGAAGGAGGCUUGUGCAGCUUGCCAAAAAACCGUGUACCCCAUGGAGCGCCUGGUGGCCGACAAGCUGGUCUUCCACAACUCCUGCUUCUGCUGCAAGCACUGCCACGCUAAGCUGAGCUUGGGAAGCUACGCCGCGCUCCAUGGAGAGUUUUACUGCAAACCCCACUUCCAGCAGCUGUUUAAGAGUAAAGGCAACUACGACGAGGGCUUUGGCCGAAAGCAGCACAAGGAGCUCUGGGCCCACAAGGAAGUGGCCAGCGGCACCAAGACGGCCUGAGGCCCUCGGACGCCCUCUCCCAGCCCCGAUCCCGGCGCCCCGGGCGGGGUGGGAAGGGGGAGUUUGGGAAAGACUGAUUGGGGGGAGGAGGGAGGACACCCGCCCGGACUAGCUGUCUUUAGCAGGGGGAAGGGGGCGCCUCACCCCAACUUGGCUGACUCCCCGCCCUUCCCUCAGUAGGCCUCGGAGGAGCGGGCCCCAGGGAAGGAUUUCCCCCUAUCUUGGUGCCUUCUCUCCAGCUGGGAGUCCGCCGGCGCCGCCACCUCCUCCAGGGCCCUGGGCUCCCCACUGCCGACGCGGCCCGCGCCCCCUCUCCCCUCCCAUCUACCUCUGUCCACACCCUGGUUCUGAGUUACCGCCGAGACACCUGGGAGAGCGGAGAGGCGAGGGGGCCACCUGUUGGCUAGUAAAGCACAAUGCUGAUGCCUGGCGAGCGGCGGUGGGGGGAAGGCAGAGGCAGCCUCCAGAGGGCCCGACCCUCCUCCGCUGCAGACCCAGGGAGAGCCUGGAGCCGGGUGUCCUGGCCGGGUUGUGAACCCUAAAGACUGGUUGUGGGACCAAAGUGGCCAGUCCCCUUCGCCCCUUCCGCCCCCGCUUCUCUGGCCCAUCUUGACUGUUGUGAUACUAUUUUAAACAUGUGCCCAAGA